UUUCUCUCUGAUCCAUUAGCAGGAAGAACGAGACAACCAAGGCAGACAGAGAAGUAAAAGAAGAAGAAGAAGAAGAAGAAGAAGAAGUGAGAGGGACAGAGGAGCAAAGAGAAAACGACUAAAUAAGACGAGAGGAAGAUAAAAGGAGAGAGAAGAAGCAAAGCAUCAUGGACGUUCUGAAGAAGGGAUUCUCCAUGGCGAAGGAUGGAGUGGUGGCCGCUGCCGAGAAGACGAAGGCCGGAGUGGAGGAGGCUGCCGCCAAGACCAAGGAGGGGGUCAUCUAUGUCGGAAACAAGACGAUGGAGGGCGUGGUGACAGGUGUUAACACAGUCGCCCAGAAGACAAACGAACAAGCCAACAUCGUUGCCGACACUGCAGUUUCCGGGGCCAACGAGGUCGCCCAGGCCGCAGUGGAAGGCGUGGAGAAUGCAGCAGUGGCGAGCGGACUGGUCAACACGGAGGAGGCGGGACCAGUGGCUGAGGAGGCCGACCUCCCAAAAACAGAAGCAGGAGGAGAACAGACUGAGCAGGCUGCACAGUAGACUCUCAUCCUCGCUGACCUGCAAUCACUUCCUGUUUCUUCCUGUCCAAUGAGGAACGAAAGGAAAGGAACCGUUAUGUUUCAGCUGUCGCUCCACCCUUUGGUCUGCGAUCUCCUGCCCCUCAAAGAUUCUUCAUCCAGUGCGUGAAACUUAACCUCAUUAACCAAUAGAAUCCCUACUCCUUCCGUCCUGUUGCCACGGUUACACUGCCUCUGCGUCCGUACACACACUGAUGUCACUUUUUAACACUCAGAGAUAAAUGAAAUCAGGUGGUAUGCAUUCGUACUCUCAGCCGAUUGGUCGAUGUGGGGUGACAUCCCCCACGCCCCAAGUGUGUGAUGCCUCAAGUGUCCUACAAGCCACCCCACCCCCCUGUCAAUCACCAGGCUGUCCCCGCCCCCUGACUGACAGAAGCCUUUUAAAUGCAUGAUGCUUACUGACACACACACCAACUAAUCUUCAUGCUGUAACUCACACACACACUGCAGUCUGUGCUGCUGAUUUGCUCUUUUACAAAACAACAGAAGUUCAAUAAAAAUGCAUUUGAAAUCCACUUCCUUGUUGCUUCUUCACUGCUAAAUUUUAAAAGCUUCAGUCGGGUGUUUUGGCUGCACUGUUGGGGAGGAUUCUUGUCCUCCAUCUUCAGAUCCAGUCAGAAAACUGACUGCCACCACCUUUGAACCACCGGCUGGUGUCAGCCACAGCCACUCAGCAUGACUCAGCGCUGACAUCUGGAUGGCAUGUUUUUAUUAAUUAGUCUUUUCAGUCUGAGCUCAGUGUUUUAUGAUCACGUACGUGUCCUGGACUGCAGUAAAAAGACGAUGAACCGCCUGUCUUUAAUACUGACUGCAGACUCGUUCGGGUUGGAGGAUUUCUGUGAGGAGCAGAAAGUGGAUGUUUGACCGCCGCUCAGGUCUCAGCUGCUUAAGGCCAGUCUGAGGAUGUAACAGAAGUCAGUCGACUCUUCUUCUUUGUCCGCUCAUGAAGGUCGAUGAUUAACUCUGUGGUGCAUUAGCGCCACCUGCUGCACAGCAUGAAUCGGACAGCACGACUCCUGUAGAAGGAGACGAUGACAACAGGACGCUCUGUGAUUGGCUGCAGCUGUGUCUCAGCUCUCACAGGUCACCUGCAGGACGACUUGUUCAUGUUGACGAUGGUGUGUGUUUACACGUGAAACCCAAGUCUGCCACGCCCUCCCUUCGCCUGCAGCCUCAGACCUGUGUGAUGGGUCGGCCCCGCAGUCACACCUGAUU
Scatophagus argus is the source of this 1795-nucleotide messenger RNA. RefSeq names its product synuclein, gamma a (gene sncga). NCBI's taxonomy places the organism in Eukaryota, Metazoa, Chordata, Actinopteri, Scatophagidae. Gene Ontology annotation, molecular function: cuprous ion binding. The coding region runs from base 168 to 542 and encodes 124 amino acids. The record is from RefSeq and is a predicted model, not a curated record. The transcript has 9 exons. Gene Ontology annotation, biological process: synapse organization; chemical synaptic transmission; synaptic vesicle endocytosis. Gene Ontology annotation, cellular component: neuronal cell body; cytoplasm; axon terminus.